CCCCGCGGGAGAGCCCAGCGCCCCCGUCGUCCGUGUUGCGUGUUGUUGAGACGCGCCAAAAGGCAAAAGGGUAGGCAGCGUGGGGAGGCUGAGGCAGGCACAAGCACGAGCACGCGAUCCACCACGCACACGGCAAGCAACAAGGCACAAGGCUCCUCCGGCUCGUGCUCGCCCCGCGCCCUCCACUCCGAAAGAUCUGCUGCCUCUCCGCUCUCCGGGCUAGUUUGCUGGUGACUCGGAGCGGGGCGCGAUGAGCUGCGGGGGGCAGGCGGGCGGGUGGCUGCUGGACUAUGGGCUGGUGGAGGAGGAGAUCCAGGGUUCCGAGUUCAUGUACAUGGUUGACGACCCGGCCGUCUCCAGCGUGAUACUGGGGUUCGAUGCUCCCAGGAAGGAGGACGGCGUCCAGGACAACCCCGGCGCCAAGAAGAGAUCCCGGCCGGAGUCCAGCGCCCCACCCGGCACCAAGGCUUGCCGUGAAAAGCUCCGGAGAGACAGGCUCAACGAAAGGUUCAACGAGCUCUGUGCUAUCUUGGAGCCCGGCAAGCCACCAAAGGCUGACAAAGUCGCCAUUCUAAGCGACGCUGCCCGUCUCCUGAGCCAGCUGCGCGCCGAGGCCCAGAAGCUCAAGCAAUCGAAUGAAUCGCUUCAGGACUCCAUCAAGAGCCUCAAGGCUGAGAAGUCUGAGCUGCGUGACGAGAAGACGAGGCUGAAGGCCGAGAGGGAGAGGCUGGAGCAGAUGCUCAAGGGUGUCAGCGCCGCGGCUGCUCCGGCGCCCUUCGUCCCGCACCCUGCCGCCACCGGACCUUCGUUCCACCCGGCGGCGUUUGUGCAGGCCGGCAAGUUCGUCACGUACCCCAGCUACGCGCCACCGCCGGCGUUCUGGCAGUGGAUACCGCCGACGUCCCUGGACACGUCCAAGGACCCCGCGCACUGGCCGCCAGUCGCCUAGUCCACCAGCUGAUGAUCGUGGCAUCAUUGAUCGGUGAUGCGUCGCCGCGUGUACUGAACUUGCGCGUGGUGCAGAAUUUGACCGAAGCACGCCUGAAGAAAAACUUCGGGGGGUGCUGAUUGUGUAGCAGUGUUUGUGCUUGUGUCGUGGAUAAAGAUCAGUGAGUGACGGGAUAUACUAAAAUUCAGCUGAUCAUUGCCGAUUGGAGAAAGUCUAUGUAACAGCCCUAAUUUUAAAGUAAUGAAGGUGAUAUGAUUAAAUCA
Molecule: messenger RNA, 1212 nt
Organism: Setaria italica (foxtail millet)
Lineage: Eukaryota; Viridiplantae; Streptophyta; Magnoliopsida; Poales; Poaceae
Product: transcription factor ILR3
Exons: 5
Coding region: 251-949 (232 amino acids)
Biological process (GO): intracellular iron ion homeostasis; regulation of DNA-templated transcription
Molecular function (GO): DNA-binding transcription factor activity; protein dimerization activity
Source: RefSeq, a predicted model, not a curated record